This is a messenger RNA of Microstroma glucosiphilum, 4126 nucleotides long. RefSeq lists its product as hypothetical. Gene Ontology annotation, molecular function: protein binding. The transcript is spliced from 2 exons. The coding region runs from base 162 to 3905 and encodes 1247 amino acids. Lineage: Eukaryota; Fungi; Basidiomycota; Exobasidiomycetes; Microstromatales; Microstromataceae. The record is from RefSeq and is a predicted model, not a curated record.
GAAUACCACCUCUGCUCCCCUCUGCCACGCUACUCUGCCCACACAAGCAACGUACCGCCCUCCCGCUUGCACUCCCGCGCUCAGCAAUACACAUAACCUCUCGCUCAGAAGUCCAUUCUCGAGCGUUCUCCCUCUGAGCAAGUAGUCCUCUCCACAGUUAUAUGCAGCAUCCUCGAGCCGAUAUUCAUCCAGAUCAGACCUCAUCUCAGCACACUACCUACUCCAACGACACCUUGGCAUCGGCCCAGCAUGGCUUCAGCAGCAACCCAACAGGCCCGCGCGUACACCUGCAGGAAUCUCAUCAGCUGCCCAGUGAUUCCGACGACGAGGAGCACGAUGAUGACCUUCUUAGCAAAACCGUAGUCCUCCCACCUUCUCGGUCGCCCCUGGAGCCAGCGCCUGGCGCGGAGGAUACCCCACACAACCACGAUCUGGUCAACGAUGAACUCUCGCAAGCUUCUCCGAGCAGAACGCGUCCUAUCACUUCUCGUCGCAGCGCGUCCAGCACCUCUUCUUCCUCUGAUCUGGAAGAAGUGGCGAUCCCGCGAAGCUACGUAGCUCUUCUUCCACCCGAGACUUUAACGCGUAUUCUUGCUCUCCUGGACCCAGCUCAUCUAGUCAAAGCUUCACUCGUCUGCAGGAAGUGGGCUACCAUAGCCCGGGACGAUGCUACUUGGAGGCUCGCUUUCUGCAAGGCCUUCGGACUAGGUGGAGGCGGAGGGGGAGUGAUGAGGAGGACAGACGUGUCGUCGUGGAAGGCAGAAUGUCGAACCAGAAUAGAUCUACUGAGACGCUGGCGCAAGUCUCGCUCUCCAGCAAUCUCUUCUGACAUGCGGGUGGCCAACAUCCAUUCCCUAGCUCUAUCUUCCAAGCAUGCUUUCCUACUUUCUGCCUCUUCCUCUUAUGGAGUCGCUUCUCGCUCAGACCCUUUCCGAGGCAAGGUAGCUCGCGGCUUCCUCGAUGCAGCAGGUCUUCUGAACGGAGGAGGCAUUGGCAACCCCAACACGGAGUUCUCGCCCGAUGUCUCGUGUCUCGCUAUUGGCGCAGAUGCAAAUAAGAUCGUCUGGGGCUUCAAGAACGGCAGCAUAGCCAUCACCUCUCUGGGUAGGCAAGGAUCCAACCCCCAUGGCCUAGUAAGGAAUGUCAAAUUCUCCCCUCGCGGCAACCACUUGGCAGAAGUAGGCGCAAUUGCCUUUGAUCAUUCCAUCAGAGGUCAGCGCAGACGCUCACAAGCCCGGCAGGUGGCUCUCGGGCCAGCAGCAGAGUGCUUCGUCACUGGUGGAGCUGAUGGCACUGUCAGGCUCUGGAGCCCGGACAGAGCUUUACCCAUCUGGAUUGGCACCACAGUGCUUGAGGCCAGCGAUGAGGCGACCUCUGACGAACAGGACGUUCCUCGCCGGCGGGCUACUGCUUUGCCCUCGAGUGUCACAAAGCUGGACUUCGAUGCCGAUCGCGGAAUCAUCGCAGCCGGAACAGCGUCUGGCCAAGUCUACUUCUGGACGCAGAUUGAUGUCAGCUCGCUGCUUUCGCUCUCGGGCAGAGCUUGGUCCGACAACGAUGGUGCAGAGCCAGAGAUCACGACCGUCAAGCAAGACGCUGCUAGGAAAGCAUUCAAAGAGGAGAUGGCCAGAGUCCGCAAGCUCGUCAUCAACCCCGAAGAGGAGGAGACCAGCCAGCAGAGGCGACAGAUAGAUGGCAGUGGCCAAGUAGAGUAUCUGUGCAUCUCUGCUGUGGGCAGUCUGCAGACACGCUUGAUCAUACAUCGCAAGGGCUCGUCUUCUCUGGAGUAUCACUCGGUGAUGGAGACCUCCGAAGGCAGCCGCGUUAGUACGAAGCUCCUGGCAAUGACGGGAACUCCGGAAGGGCGGCAACUGGGCGGCGAAGGCUACAUCACCUGCGUGCGAGUCGAGCUGCGUGCUGCGAAUGCCGAGAACGGGACACAAUCUUCACUCGGCACGCCUGCUCAGUCUCCCCUCCUGCGCCCCACAUUCAGCGAGGCUAUCAAGGAGAAUGGCGAUGCUAUCGGGUCUCCCCAAAUGCGACCGCUCACCCUCGAGACACCACCGGCCAGGAAUCUUUCUUCAGGUCACUAUGCUGAGAAGGACUUUGUGUGUGCUGGCACAUCCUCUGGCUGUCUAGUCGGGUGGGUCCUGCCAUCAUUCGAGGAUCAAAACGCUUCGGUCGCAUCUCCCUGUAGCCCUCGCUCAUCACCGACCUUCGUUCUCGACUGCCAUCACGCUGCCAUCACCUCACUGGACGUGGCACCUCACCUCUUUGUGGUCGGCACGAUCGAUGGACAGCUCAAGGCUUUCGAUUCGCUCACUGGUGAACCAUUGAGGACAUGGACGGACAGAAUGGCAACGAAGCAUCUCGCACGCCAGCUACUCGAUCCCGCGCAGGCUCAGCAGGGAAGUCUGAGCACCGAUGAGAGGGAGCGCUUCACUGUCAAGCAGAUCUUAGUCGACGAAGAGUGGCUUGUGGCUGCCAUUGGUCCUUGGGUCCUGGCUUGGCGUCCAGAGAGCGCCUUGAGCGGCCAUCAGAAGCGACACGCUCCUCGUCUUGCAUCUCCGCAUUCCAACGGCACCCCUCCUGCAGGGCGUCGGACAAGCGGCAUGCCACCUCUCAGCAAGUACGCUCGAAUGAAGGAGCUCAAGACUGAGCUGGCCGAGAGUUCUCUCAUUCUCGAAAGGGAGAAGGCUUCUCGGCAAGAGUCGUAUGAGCGUUUGAGGUUCGCUCGCGGCUCGCAAGAAGUGGGCGGCUUGAGCGAGGAGGAAGCUCUGGAGUACGCCAUGAUGCUCUCUCGUCAGGAAGCGGAAGAGCAAGCUCAGAGAAAGGAGCGCGGUGAAGACGAGGUAGAAAGCACGCAGCUGAGCGAGCUAGCUAGGAUCAGAAAGGAGGACAGGGAGCUGCAAGACGCCCUAGAACAAAUCGCCUUAGCCGAAGCUGAGGAGAGCCGAGCGGGCAUGAGCUCAAGAGGCGCUUCUCCAGGCUCACGAGCGUCACGCUCUUCAAGCGAAGCAGAUGACCUCUCUGCCUACGAGGGAGAAGACUACGAAGGCGAAGGCGAAGACGGAGAUGAGGAAUUCCAGUCUCGGUACCUCUCUCCAUCGCCUCACGCCUCUCCUCUGCUUUCUCCUCGAUCGCCAGGCUCCUCGAACUCCCGCGCAUGGGACAUUCUGCGCUCCUCCCGCUCGCUCUCCAGCUCAGGAGCCGCAUCACCUCUCCCCUUGUCUACCUCCGCGAGCAGGUCUAGGUGGGGCGAGCACACGAAGGUACAGACGGUACGAGUACCCAGAGAGUCUUGGUCGCCUCAGGUCCUCCCAGCUGCUAAUGGUAGGAGCCUGCCUGCUGGCUCAGCAGACGGUGGGCAGGAAGAAGACUGGCCGACAUUGCAGAGUGGGUCGUACUCUUCAUCACAGCAGAGCCUAUCGCCACUUGCACAGGAGGCUUUCAGCCUCGACGAUGAGAUCGAUCCGAUGAGUAUGGUCUCUGACUCAGGCAAAGGCAAAGGCAAAGCAGACGACGACGAUCCCUCGUCACCACCUGUGAAUCUACCUCCGCCAAUCUCGCCGACCCCUCAACAAGCAUCUUUCUUCCCUGGCCCACCAGGCACGCCCCUUUCCCCACAUCAGCCAGCCGUGAGCACCCCGAGCGUACAAGGCGCCUGGGCCAAGGGCACUCCAAGCUUCAAGAACGCCGCUGCUGCUGCUACCGUCAAUGGCAGCUCUUCACCUUGGAGCGCAAGAGGCGGCGGUGGGUUUGCACCUCCUGCUGCUGCCGGAGCAGGAGGAGGCGGAUUUGCCCAUCGGAACGCUACCGCGUCGAGCAGAUCGGGAGACGAUUUUGACGAGGAUCUGAGGUUUGCGAUCGAGCUGAGCUUGGCGGAGGAGAGAUCGAGGGGAUGAAGGUCAGACAAGGGGAAAUGCUUUUGAGGGGUACGGCGGCAUUGUUUAGACUGUCUCUUUGUCAUUGUGUACAGCGUCCGAACUCAGCCUCGGGUCAGACCUGCUCACCCAAUCGCCAUACUAUCCACAGUAUCUAAUCCAUCGCCCGUCUCUCUUCCAAUCUGCCUGUCUAUGCCAUGCACUGCAUAUUUCUCCUCUCAUCCGACACAAUCGCAUGCCCC